Molecule: messenger RNA, 3330 nt
Organism: Tinamus guttatus (white-throated tinamou)
Lineage: Eukaryota; Metazoa; Chordata; Aves; Tinamiformes; Tinamidae
Source: RefSeq, a predicted model, not a curated record
AUGAGACUUCACGGUCAUUAUCUCAAUGGCCGCUCUGAUGUGCUACAAUUGGCAGGGACGCAGGCGGCAGGGGGUGCCGGAGAAGAAAGCCGGCGUUUCAUGUGGAAAGCUGGAAGUAAACAAGAAAAUGAAUUCCACAGCACAACACAGCCUCUUUGUAUCUUCAAAACGGUGCGACUGGAAGCAGGCCAGCCACGUCGAAAGUUUGGCCAUUUGUGUCAUCAGGGCCCUGGUACUGAUGGAAGCUUUGAUUACAGCUUGGAUCCGGCGCAGAGACCUUUCAUGGACAACCACUCAGCAAAUAAAGGCAUUGAUAGCCUUAAAUUGGAAUGUGAGAAACUGGCAAGCGAAAAGACAGAAAUGCAGAGGCACUAUGUGAUGUAUUAUGAAAUGUCAUAUGGAUUAAACAUUGAAAUGCACAAACAGACAGAAAUCGCCAAGAGAUUAAAUACAAUUUGUGCACAAGUCAUCCCAUUUUUGUCUCAGGAACAUCAGCAGCAAGUGGCCCAAGCUGUAGAACGUGCCAAACAAGUGACCAUGGCUGAGCUGAAUGCCAUCAUCGGGCAGCAGCAGUUGCAGGCUCAACAUCUCUCCCAUGGCCAUGGACCUCCAGUGCCUCUAACACCGCAUCCAUCAGGUCUUCAGCCUCCUGGAAUCCCUCCGCUUGGAAGCAGUGCUGGUCUUCUUGCCCUUUCUAGUGCUUUGGGUGGGCAGUCUCACUUGGCAAUAAAAGAUGACAAGAAGCAUCACGAUGCAGAACACCACAGAGAGAGAGAGCCAGGCACAAGUAAUUCUCUGUUGGUCCCGGACAGCCUGCGGAACACAGAUAAACGCAGAAAUGGGCCUGAAUAUGCCAAUGACAUCAAAAAGAGAAAGGUGGAUGAUAAGGAUUCCAGCCACUAUGACAGUGAUGGGGACAAGAGUGACGAUAACUUGGUUGUAGAUGUAUCCAAUGAGGAUCCAUCCUCUCCACGGGCAAGUCCUGCUCAUUCGCCACGCGAAAAUGGUAUAGAUAAAAACCGCCUCAUGAAGAAGGAUGCCUCUAGCAGUCCAGCAUCUACAGCCUCUUCAGGAAGUUCCACUUCUUUGAAAUCCAAAGAAAUGAGUUUGCAUGAAAAAGCCAGCACGCCUGUUCUGAAAUCCAGCACACCAACUCCUAGAAGUGAUGUGCCAACCCCGGGCACUAGUGCAACUCCAGGACUUCGUCCAGGCCUCGGCAAGCCUCCAGCAAUGGACCCUCUGGUCAACCAAGCUGCUGCAGGUUUGCGGACACCUUUGGCAGUUCCCGGACCCUACCCUGCUCCGUUUGGAAUGGUACCUCAUGCUGGCAUGAAUGGAGAGCUAACCAGUCCAGGGGCAGCCUAUGCCAGCCUGCACAAUAUGUCCCCCCAGAUGAGUGCUGCUGCAGCUGCAGCUGCUGUGGUUGCUUAUGGAAGAUCUCCUAUGGUUGGGUUUGAUCCACCUCCUCACAUGAGAGUACCUGGAAUCCCUCCAAAUCUAGCAGGGAUUCCUGGGGGAAAACCAGCGUACUCCUUUCACGUUACCGCAGAUGGUCAGAUGCAGCCUGUACCCUUCCCUCCUGAUGCCCUCAUCGGUCCAGGAAUCCCUCGCCAUGCCCGUCAGAUCAACACUCUGAACCACGGGGAAGUCGUGUGUGCAGUUACUAUCAGCAACCCCACGAGACACGUGUACACGGGUGGGAAGGGGUGCGUCAAAGUCUGGGAUAUCAGUCACCCUGGCAACAAGAGCCCUGUCUCUCAGCUGGACUGCCUGAACAGAGAUAACUACAUCCGCUCUUGUAAAUUGCUGCCUGAUGGAUGCACCCUCAUAGUUGGUGGGGAAGCCAGCACAUUGUCCAUAUGGGACCUGGCAGCACCAACUCCUCGUAUAAAAGCAGAACUGACAUCUUCAGCCCCUGCCUGCUAUGCUCUGGCUAUCAGCCCUGACUCCAAGGUGUGCUUUUCCUGCUGCAGUGAUGGGAACAUAGCAGUGUGGGAUCUGCACAAUCAGACAUUGGUCAGGCAAUUCCAGGGCCACACAGAUGGAGCCAGCUGUAUUGACAUUUCUAAUGACGGUACCAAGCUCUGGACGGGAGGUUUGGACAACACUGUCAGAUCCUGGGACUUGCGAGAGGGGAGACAGCUACAACAGCAUGACUUCACAUCACAGAUAUUUUCCCUUGGUUAUUGUCCUACUGGUGAAUGGCUAGCUGUGGGAAUGGAGAGCAGUAAUGUAGAAGUGCUGCAUGUAAAUAAACCAGACAAGUAUCAACUGCACCUUCACGAGAGCUGUGUAUUGUCCCUCAAGUUUGCUUACUGUGGUAAAUGGUUUGUGAGUACUGGGAAAGAUAACCUCCUUAAUGCGUGGAGAACUCCUUAUGGAGCUAGUAUCUUCCAGUCCAAAGAAUCUUCAUCAGUACUUAGCUGUGACAUCUCUGUGGAUGAUAAAUACAUAGUCACUGGCUCUGGAGACAAAAAAGCUACAGUCUAUGAAGUUAUCUACUGAAAAAUUUAAUGGGGAUAUAACUUUUAAAAGUUGAACUGGGCCAAAAUUGCUCUUAAUUGUAGAAGUAGAAAGGUUUUGCCUUGUAAAAAGGAGCGAAAAAUUGGGGAUACAGACCUUGCCAUGAAACUACUCCGAUUAUUCAAAAAUAGAAGGCAACAUCCAGCAACUAAAUCUUGGCUACGUGGACCAAACAACACAAAGGCGAGCAGGACAGAUGUAGCCUAGAUUUUUGACAUAGUUUUUAAAAAAUGAAUCUGCUGAAGAAUGAUGGAGCCUUUUAUUUUUCUUUUUCUUUGUGACCUCAUGCAAAUCCUUCUCAUUGCCUGAAUUUGUGGGAUUACAUUCUGUUCCUUGCAGUUCAAUUUGCAUUCUGUCUUAUGUAGAGCAGUGGUGUCGCGAAUUAACUUGUUUCCUGGUUUUGCAUCUUGUGAUAUGUUUUUGUAUUUUGUUGAAGGUCAAACAUUUGUAUAAAUUGUAAAUAUAUUUAGUUUAUUACGGUAAAGGCUUUAGUAUCAACAACCAGUCUUUCCUUCCCCUGCCACUCCCUGCUUAUUAAGUGAUCUAUUUAAAAACCUUUGGGGAUAAAAAAUUACCUUUUUAUAAGCAAAAGCAAACACUAUGUAUAGUUUGAAAAUGGUGUCUUAUUCUUUAUAGCUCUUCUUAGACUUCCUUACUGUACUUCAAAGUAGUCAAUUGGUAUAUUAGAGUAUAAAAUCCAGUAGGUAUUGUCUUGUGCUGCAGAAAACUUAAGAAGCAAUUUUGUACUAAUUUUAGUGUACAUACAAAAAAUGAACAUUUCAUAAAAUUGUGCAGUUUAUAAGUUUA